This is a messenger RNA of Camelina sativa (false flax), 1224 nucleotides long. Lineage: Eukaryota; Viridiplantae; Streptophyta; Magnoliopsida; Brassicales; Brassicaceae. The record is from RefSeq and is a predicted model, not a curated record.
AUGGAACUUGUGAGUCUGUUGAAGACGAGAGAAACCCUAAACCUUGAACUGGCCGAUACAGCAACUCUCAACAACCUCCGGCGACAUAUCAAUCCCACGGCGCCUUUUUCCGUUCAUCUGUCGCUUAACCGCAAAGAAGAGCUCCUCGCGCGUUCGCCGGAGUAUACGCUCCGUUCUCUUGGCGUAACGUCCGGUGACCGUAUCUACUACACUAUCGAUCAGUCUGCUUUUAUUGCAUCGCUUCAUGUUGGGGAGUCUUCGAAUUGGAAUUUGGGAGAUGAAAAAACCCAAGAUCAAGUGAAAGGUUCAGAGCCGAUGGAUGUUGAAAUGGCUCCGGCUCCUGUAAGCAAAAGGUUAAGUACUGUACCAUCCUUUUUAAGAAAGACACUGCUUGAGAAAUCUGGUAAUGACAGUCGACUGACGUUUUUGGUUUUGUCAGUUCAUGCUGUUAUGUUAGAAUCUGGAUUCUUGCUCUUAGAUCAUGACUCUGAUGAUAAGUUUAGCGUUUCAAAGAAGUUACUCUCUGUAUCUCUUAGGUAUUCUCUAUCUGAGCUUAUUAGCCGUAAGGAUAACAAUUCACUCGAGUCUGUUACUUUGCAGUAUUACAACAUAGGCCCUAAAGUUGUAGUUUAUGGAACUAUAAGUGGGUCUCGUGAGCGUGUGCGCAUGACUUAUCUUGAUAAGCGUAGCUUUGUGCGCAUGACAUAUGUUGAUAAGUGUAGGUUUGCGCACGUUAUCAAUUUGGUUUUGGAUACUUUGAAGUUUGAGAAAGAAAGCUCUUCCAUCGACUACCGUGACGUGCUUGUGUUCUGGAGAAUGGUGAAAGAUGAUCUUGUUAUACCGUUGUUGACUGAUCUUUGUGAUAAGGUUGGCUUGGAACCUCCACCAUGUUUGAUGCAGUUACCAACAAAGCUAAAGCGGAAGAUACUAGAGUUGCUUCCUGGUGUGAGUAUUGGGAAGAUGGCUUGUGUUUGUACAGAGAUGCGGUAUCUGGCAUCAGACGAUGAUUUGUGGAAACAGAAAUGCUUGGAAGAAGCUAAGGAUUUCUUUUGGGCAUUAGCAGAUGAGGUUGGUUGGAAGUGUAGAUUUGCUGAUUUUUGGGGGCGACGGAAAGGACUCAUUAUCCUAGUAAGAGGAAGAAUUCCCCAAAAAAAAAGCAACCCUCGAAUAGAAAACCCUUUCAACCCUUUGGGUAUUCACCUGGGAAGGAGACCUGGCGCAUGA